Messenger RNA from Dreissena polymorpha, 2714 nucleotides. Its product is annotated as protocadherin Fat 4-like. Gene Ontology annotation, molecular function: calcium ion binding. NCBI's taxonomy places the organism in Eukaryota, Metazoa, Mollusca, Bivalvia, Myida, Dreissenidae. Gene Ontology annotation, cellular component: membrane. The record is from RefSeq and is a predicted model, not a curated record. Gene Ontology annotation, biological process: homophilic cell-cell adhesion. The transcript is spliced from 17 exons. Bases 1 to 2241 code for a protein of 746 amino acids.
AUGGAAAAGUAUUCCGCUGUAGAGGUUAUUCCAUCGCAGAAUGCACCUACCCUCGCCGACACUAAGUACAUAUCAGGGGACGCGAUCACCGAUGUGGGGGCUGAACAAGACUUUGCGGGAUCUGUUAUCAACGGCCGCGAGUUUCAAAUAAACGUCGAGCAGACCGCACCGAACAUGCCCGUAUUCGGCGCCACGACCUACACUUCCGGCAGCAGCACGAUACUGGACACCACUGCCGGCGGCGUCUUGAUAGGGACCGUGACCUACACUGACGCCGACGGCGCCAACACGACUAGCAUCACAAUGGGCUCGAACAGCUAUUUUACUUUCGUAGAUAACAAGAAUGGAACCGGCUCCGUUACAACCACCACCAACAACAUUACCUUCCCGUUCUCGGACCUAUCCGGAACCACUGUGACCUUGAACUUCAAUGCCACGGACACUUGCGGAGACACAGUUCCGGGAACGAUGCCAAUCAUUGUCCAGAAUAUUAAACCGACGCUUACGGGUCUUACGCCAGGCGUAACGACGUCAGAAACCGUGGACGCUGAACGUCAGAUUACUAAGUACACGUGCUCCGACCCGUCAGACAACGUCACCCCCAACAUUACAGUCAGUCCCAGCACUUCACCGGAGUAUUUUGUCACGCGCUUUUUGUCGGGUACAUCAACAAAUGGAGUGUACGAGAUAAUUCUCCCCACCCAGUCGGCCUCAUGGAAAUUCGACUACGACAAGGUCAACUCGUACACGAUCGUGGUCAAGUGCUUGGACGGCAAACCCUUAGGUACUGCUUCCGCCACCUUGGUGGUCAGUCUGACUCCAAACCAGCCACCGGAAAUCACCAAUCUGACACCCGGGGAAGUUCAACUGACAGACGACAUGUCGAACGCGAACGCGAAUGCAUAUGACGUCAAGAUAACACCAACUGACAACCAGAAUAACGUUGGAUCGGCGAGGACGCUUACAGUCGUAGUUACAGACCUGAACAACGCGCCCUCUUUCUCCAACCUACCACAGAGCGUCCCGAUAGACGAGAACGUGGUCGUCGGUACCACCGUGUUUACGGUGUCCUUCACCGACCCCGACGACGUCAACACGCACACGUUUACGCUGGCGGCGUCAUCUUACUUCCAGAUCGCAAUACCGACAUCGGGAAACAUCACCACGAAGUCAGCCAUCAACUAUGAGACGCUGGGUGGCGUGUAUUCAUACGCUCUGAAUGUCACCGUCAGUGACGGAAUUGUGACGGUGACGUCAACGGUGACGUUCACAAUCAAUGACGUCAAUGAAGCGCUUGUAUGGAACGCGGCGACCUACAGAACCAACGUACAAGACGGAGCGGCCGUGGGUACUGUGCUGACUGACCCUGGGUUUGCCGUCACAGACGAGGAUACCGACGACACGUACAAAUGCUUUUUGAACUGCGGCGUAUCCGCAGGUUAUUUUUCUAUUAAUACGUCAGCAUGCGAUCUUAAAGUGACGUCAGCAUACAGCCUGGAUGCCGGACUAACCAGUCCAGUCUCAUGUCUAGUGACCGCAGUGGACAAGGGGUCGCACACUGCCACGACCACUCUUAUCAUCACGAUAGACGACGUCAACAACUAUUCGCCGACGUUUUCUCAAAUCUACUACGACUUUACGGUAUCGGGAUCCGCCGGAAGUGGUACAUCCGUCGGCACCGUCACUGCCACCGACACCGACACUGGAACGUUUGGAACGUUCUCGUACACUUUGGAUAAAACCGCAUUAAAUGGCAACUACUUCACGGUGAACAGUGCGACUGGCGUCAUUAGUACCACAGUUAACAUGUUAACCGUCUGCAACUGCUCCGGGAGCACCCUCACCAUGACAGUGACGGCGACGGACAAAGGCGGUCGCAACGUAAGUUCACAAGUCGUCGUGUACGUUUCCGAGGCUACCACUACCUAUACAACUUCCACUACAGACAGAUAUCGAACCUUUUUCGAGGACACCAGGAACAUCGCGUGGUUCUCGGUGGCUAUGGUGCUCCUUGCAGUGAUAGCGGCGGUCACACCUUACGUAAUGGUCAAAUACGUCUGCGAAGGACCCGCCCUGUGUAAAAACCCAUGCAGACAAAGGCAUAUGCGCCCCUACAAUCCGACGCCCCGGGAGGUGUUCAACCCAUCACCGCGAACGCCACCUAGACCACAGCUUUUACAAAGCAUUCGGAAACCACCCCCACCCAAAGACAACCAGUUUUGGCGGAGUGAGAACAUCUGACUUUAGUGACGUGAUGAUGAACGUCAGGCAGUACGUCUCUGCGGACAUGACUGACGACUUCGAUUCAUAUAAGCAGUCCUAUGGUGUUUUAAAGUAGUUCUUGUGUUAAGUUACUUCUAAAGAACCUAUUUAUGCAAAAACUAAAAUUGUACCAACCUUAAACUGGCAUGUCCAGUCAUUCUACCAUGAAUUAUCGCGUACCAAUUCUUAUUUGCUUUAAUAAAAUUUAAGUAACCUUGCAUACGUAACUUUUAUGGAAAUCAUACCGAGUAAUAUAGCAAAGUGCUUAGUUACUAAGGUACUCGACAUAGUCUGUAUAAAAAUCUCUCAAGUUCUAUGCUAUACUGUUCACACUCUUUUAUUGCAUAUGUUUGUUUUGUUACUUGACGAUGUAAUGUCCUUUCCUUCAUUUAUCUAUUGAUAUGAUUCUAAAUCACUCUUUCUAUAUAGUAAAACGGAUAUGAAAUUCUCAA